CUCAACUCUCUCUUUCAAACACUUAAAGACACACUCAUCAAGCUCCCAAAUCCACCCCCCACAAUGGCAGCUUCCACCAUGGCUCUCUCCUCCCCGUCUCUCGCCGGGCAGGCGGUGAGGUUAUCCCCCUCCACUCCCGAGCUCCUCGGCAACGGGAGAGUCUCCAUGAGGAAAUCAGUCAAGUCUGUCUCCUCCGGGAGCCCGUGGUACGGCCCGGACCGCGUCAAGUACUUGGGCCCGUUCUCCGGCGAGCCCCCUAGCUACCUCACCGGCCAAUUCCCCGGCGACUACGGCUGGGACACCGCCGGGCUCUCGGCCGACCCCGAGACCUUCGCCAAGAACCGCGAGCUUGAGGUCAUCCACGCCAGGUGGGCCAUGCUCGGCGCCCUCGGCUGCGUCUUCCCCGAGCUCCUAGCCCGCAAUGGCGUCAAGUUCGGCGAGGCCGUGUGGUUCAAGGCCGGUGCCCAAAUCUUCAGUGAGGGUGGGCUUGACUACUUGGGGAACCCUAACCUGAUCCACGCCCAGAGCAUCCUAGCCAUCUGGGCCUGCCAGGUCAUCUUGAUGGGAGCCGUCGAGGGCUACCGUAUUGCCGGCGGCCCGCUAGGUGAGGUCACCGACCCACUCUACCCCGGUGGGAGCUUCGACCCGUUGGGCCUGGCCGACGACCCCGAGGCCUUCGCUGAGCUCAAGGUGAAGGAGAUCAAGAACGGCAGGCUCGCCAUGUUCUCCAUGUUUGGGUUCUACGUGCAGGCCAUUGUGACAGGAAAGGGUCCAUUGGAGAACUUGGCUGACCAUCUUGCCGACCCAGUCAACAACAAUGCUUGGGCUUAUGCCACCAACUUCGUCCCUGGAAAGAUCAACCUCGAGCUCCCUCGUGGCAUCGAGCUAAAGCCCCCAGAUCGAGAGGGCUCAAGCUUCAUUACAGCAUUGAGCCCGAGAACCAGAUCUGGCGGCUCGAGCUCCAUGCCGCAGAGGAGGUUGAGGAUAUCUGGGAUAUUCGUGUUGAUACAAGAAUUGUACAACCCAGAAGGUGGCGGUCCCAAUUUGAUGAACAUGCAACUUCAUGCAGAUACAGGGUUAUCUGAAUUGGCCCCAACCCAACACAACCAUCACCACUCCAUCUCAACUCUCUCUUUCAAACACUUAAGACACACACAUCAAGCUCCCAAAUCCACCCCCUCAAUGGCAGCUUCCACCAUGGCUCUCUCCUCCCCGUCCCUCGCCGGGCAGGCGGUGAGGUUAUCCCCCUCCACUCCCGAGCUCCUCGGCAACGGGAGAGUCUCCAUGAGGAAAUCAGUCAAGUCCGUCUCCUCCGGGAGCCCGUGGUACGGCCCGGACCGCGUCAAGUACUUGGGCCCGUUCUCCGGCGAGCCCCCGUCCUACCUCACUGGCCAGUUCCCUGGCAACUACGGCUGGGACACUACCGGGCUCUCGGCCGAUCCCGAGACCUUUGCCAAGAACCGCGAGCUCGAGGUCAUCCACGCCAGGUGGGCCAUGCUCGGCGCCCUCGGCUGCGUCUUCCCCGAGCUCCUGGCCCGCAAUGGCGUCAAGUUCGGCGAGGCCGUGUGGUUCAAGGCCGGUGCCCAAAUCUUCAGCGAGGGUGGGCUCGACUACCUAGGGAACCCCAGCCUGAUCCACGCCCAAAGCAUCCUAGCCAUCUGGGCCUGCCAAGUCAUCUUGAUGGGAGCCGUCGAGGGCUACCGUAUUGCCGGCGGCCCGCUCGGUGAGGUCACCGACCCGCUCUACCCCGGCGGGAGCUUCGACCCGUUGGGCCUAGCCGACGACCCCGAGGCCUUCGCUGAGCCCAAGGUGAAGGAGAUCAAGAACGGCAGGCUCGCCAUGUUCUCCAUGUUUGGGUUCUACGUGCAGGCCAUUGUGACGGGAAAGGGUCCAUUGGAGAACUUGGCUGACCACCUUGCCGACCCAGUCAACAACAAUGCUUGGGCCUAUGCCACCAACUUCGUCCCUGGAAAGUGAUUGCGAGAGUCUUGAGUGGGAUUGGCAUUUCAUUCAUGUGAUGUGGAUUGGUCGGAA
Messenger RNA from Rhodamnia argentea, 2034 nucleotides. RefSeq lists its product as uncharacterized. Bases 64 to 1977 code for a protein of 637 amino acids. Gene Ontology annotation, cellular component: chloroplast envelope; chloroplast thylakoid membrane; plastoglobule. The record is from RefSeq and is a predicted model, not a curated record. The transcript is spliced from 4 exons. NCBI's taxonomy places the organism in Eukaryota, Viridiplantae, Streptophyta, Magnoliopsida, Myrtales, Myrtaceae. Gene Ontology annotation, biological process: photosynthesis, light harvesting in photosystem I; response to light stimulus.